UCCCAGGCGAAAGCAUCGAUGAAUAUCACACACGCUUACAAAUUGCGGCAAAAUACUGCGAGUUUCACGACCAUGACACGGAAAUUAAAUUACAGAUAGAACUUGGGACUUCAAGUAAGAAGCUUCGGCAACAUUCGUUUCGCAACCCAAGCCUCACUUUAACAGAUUUGAUCAGUUAUGCUAGGACUCUUGCGGAGACUGAAAAACAAGCAUCUGGCAUCGCGAAUAGUUCAUUCAACAUGCCCUCGUCAGCAGAGAUAAACGCUGUCAACAAAGAUAAUUCUUCACCAAAUGAUCAACGUUCACAGAAGCCUGAACCAAAACAGAAAGAGCUGCCUAGAACAUCAGAACAG
Molecule: messenger RNA, 353 nt
Organism: Paramuricea clavata
Lineage: Eukaryota; Metazoa; Cnidaria; Anthozoa; Malacalcyonacea; Plexauridae
Source: the annotation of a GenBank genome assembly